UCGCAUGGCAAGCAAUGGGCGCCGAGUUCCUGUUCCAUUCCGCAUGCGGGUAAUGAAAAAAAUAGGGGUUACAAUUCGUUUGUUCUUUUUGUUUUGUUUGGCUCUUUACCCUUUAUUAACGUCCACCCUCGAAAGUUCACCUCUGGUUACGAUAGCUGCCGAAGAUUUGACUGUGACAGGUCGUUUCGACGUGUGUGGGCCGGAAGAAUUUCCCUGUGGCAACACGUCAAUUUGCCUGGACCGAAGCUUGCAUUGCGACGGCAUCCAACAUUGUGAUGGCAACGAAGAUGAAGAGGGAUGUGCCGAUGCAUACGGCAGUCUGUCGUCAUUGGUGAAGGGUAUGCCUAAACAUGAAGAGUUAGAAGAUGUCGUUUUUGACACGUCUUUCGAUAACUGCAGUCUCAUGAAUGUGCCGGAGUCUUGCGAUUGCAGAUUUUUUACAUUUCUCUAUUGUCAAAACGAAAAUAUCACAGCAGUACCUCGAGGUGUGCGCGGUCCUCUUACCAAAAUGGUCCUAACAAAUAAUUCCUUGAGUUCCUUUCCAAGGGGAGCGUUUUCUGAAUACCAUGGGCUGAAAAUAAUACACGUGGAAGGGAACGUCAUCCCAGUGCUAACUCCUGGACCUUUUCUGGGAUUACGCAAUGUUACAUUUCUGCUCUUGAUGAAAAAUCAAAUCAAAGUGAUUGAACCAAAAACAUUUAAAGGACUCGAAAAUCUACAGUGGCUGCUUAUGCAAUGCAACCUUCUAAGAGAGCUCAAUAUGGAAGUUCUGGAGGAUCUUCCUUCCCUUGAAGUUUUAGAUUUGGCUGAAAACAAAUUGACAGCUCUAGGAACAUUCCCCACUUUGAACAGACUAUUUUGGCUUGGGCUAGGUAAAAAUUUUUUGGAACGAAUAGAAAAAUCUACUUUCGAAUACUUGACAGCACUUGAAGUAUUGAUUUUGAAAAAUAACCUCAUAUAUGAUAUUGAAGAAACAGCGUUUUCAACUUUAGUGAAACUUCUGGAGCUAGAUAUUUCCCACAAUCGCCUGAAAUAUUUGAAGCCGAAAAUCUUUUGGAAUCUGAAAAAUCUCAAUAAAUUAAAUCUAGAGUUCAACAUGAUCUCCUCCUUUCCGAGUGACAUAUUUCGCGGAUGUUAUUCACUGAAAUCAUUAGAUCUUCAAGGGUUGGAAAUAAAUAAUAUCGAUAUAAAACUUUUCCAUCGAUUAUCAGAUUUAGAAUUUAUCUACUUUAAGAAAUUUCUGUACUGCAGUUAUGCACCUUAUGUUCGAAUUUGUUAUCCAAAGACUGAUGGAUUAUCAUCUACCGAGCACUUAUUAGUAUGGCCGGCCUUAAGAAUGUCUGUCUGGAUAGUAGCUCUAAUGACUUGUGCCGGUAAUACCGUUGUUUUAACCUGGCGUGUUUUAUCCAGAAAAGAAGACAGAGUACUUUCUUUGUUUAUCAAGAACUUGGCAUUUGCAGAUCUCCUGAUGGGAAUUUACUUGGUAGCCGUUGGGGCUCAAGAUAUGUCCUUUAGAGAUAAAUAUAACAAGUACGCUCAUGCCUGGUUGUCAAGCUGGCACUGCACAGCAUGUGGUAUUAUCGCUAUGGUCUCCAGCGAAGUAUCUGUUCUAAUACUUUCCCUAAUAACGCUAGAAAGGUACCGUUGCAUCCGAACAAACGUUCGAGUGGUAACACUUUCUGGCGCUCGGUACAGCUUGGCAGCUGUUUGGAUAAUCGGAUUUGUGCUGGCAAUAAUACCAAUACUGAAAUAUUCUCAUGAACAAGGAUUUUAUUCAAGCAAUGGCCUUUGCAUACCGUUACAUAUCAGUGACCCCUUCUCAUUCGGGUGGGAAUAUUCCGCAUUUGUCUUCUUUGGCAUCAACUUCUCAGCUGUGAUAUUAAUUAUAGUUCUAUACGUAAGGAUGUUCAUUAUCAUCAAACGUGAUCGUCAGUCUGCCAGACCUGUGAUUUUAAAGAAACAUGAGGAUGCAGUUUUAGCCCUCAGGUUUUUUUUCAUUGUGCUUACGGAUUGUCUUUGCUGGAUACCCAUUGUCCUAAUCAAGCUAUUGGCUCUUGUAGGAGUCGCUAUUUCUCAUAAUCUUUAUGCAUGCGUUGUCGUUUUCAUUUUGCCGAUAAAUUCAGCUCUGAACCCAUUCCUCUACACAAUCGGCGCCAGGACGGAACUUAGGCGGAGGAUUGAAAAGUGGUUGGAAAGAACUUGGAUAUGCCUUCAAAGAUUUGAAUGCGUUGUCAGAUCAGGUCAGAAAAUUCCAGGUCCAACUUCCUCACCUCUUACACAGAGCCUCACGACGACCGAAAGCAGAUCUGUGAGCAGUGGUUCGAUUCUCCCUUCUUCAACAUUAACUACUUCCACUGGUGGUGAAACCGAGCGUUGUGUAAUGUACCACAGUAGACGAGACAGUGAGUUGUCAACAGCUAUCUGAUGGCAAAGCUUGAUAUCCUUUAAGCGGACCAACAAGAAUCAUUGCUUGGGAUUUCCAGACGGAGCAUUCUUUUUCUUUCUUGGUUCUAAAGCUCGGCAUUCCCCAGGAAGAUGCAAAGAACUUUCAGUUGCAAAACUAAUUUUUCCCAUUUUGAUGCCAAGCUGUACUGUAUAUCAUUUUUCAAAGUCGUGAAGUAGAUAAGACUUGGCAUGAAGAAAACUUAAAAGCAUAUGGAAUACUUAUGAAGUGUAUAAUACAGAAGUUACAUGAAAUAAGAAUAAGUACAGUAAUAUCUUCUGAAUAUCAAAACCAAAUAUUUAUCUUCACAUUUUGACCGUAUAAAUUACCCCUUUGCUCAGUGUCAAAUGUGUGCAGUGCAAUGAUUUGUGGAAAAUAUGACGUCCGUAAGUGUAUUUUCGUAUUUAAAUUAAGGAUCUAUGUGUAUAAAAACUUUUUGUAUUUUUUAAAUGUGGACAUUUUUAUGGUGAAGCAUAAAUAACAAGUCAUUAAUACGUGUCUUUUGCGUCAUAUGCAUAAAACACCCGUUCCUAAUUUGGUCAUUUUAUUUAUCAUUCAUUUAUAAACCAUUAUCUUUCCUGUUGCUUAUAAUGUACGAAGUGUGAAAGUGUAUUGUAAUGAUUUCCUUUCCAGAAGAUGAAAUUAUUCUAUACAUACUUAUAAAAAGGAGAAACGUUACUGUUUUAUGUAUGCAUGGUGGUACUUUCUUUCACAAGUAGGAAUAAAUGAUUAUUUAAAUUACACUGUGAGUCACGUCUGAUGGAUCUGCUUUGAAUUUCCUUAUUUCGCUAUUCCAGUAAAUAUUCGGUGUUAAUUGUGCAUUGCUUUCUCAUAGAGUAUGAAUUAUUUUAUCCAAAGUUUAAAUACGUGCUUAGAAAAUCAAGCAUUUUGUUACUUCAGUGUGGUUACAAAAAGAUAGCUUGAUAAUUUCAAAAAAAAGCAUUAAAUAUUUUUUGUACUGUUUGUUGACCUAAUAUGACAAAAGCAAUCAAAAUACCUAUAGCAACAUCACUAUUUCUCUAAUGCCGCAAACGAAUAGAAAUUUCGUGAGCUGUUUGAAGCAGUUAGAAGACGGAAAUUUGCAUAAUGGGGAAAUAAAUAUAUUUUAUACUAAUAAGUCUUUAAUGUUGCAAUUGUAAGCUAAUUUUACUGAACAUAAACUUCGUUCUUAAAAUAACUGAUGCUAACUUUGUUAUUUUCAACAAAAAAAAAAAAAAAAAAAAAAAAAAAAAAAAAAAAAAAAAAAAAAGAGAGAGAGAAUGAAUUCAAGAAUUCAUUUCCUUUUAUAAUGCAUUUUCAGCUGCAUAAAUACCCAUAACUAUUUAUUAACUCUUCACUGAAACAUUAUUUACAUUAGUACAGCAAUACUACAAAAUUUUUAACUCUUCAUUAUAUUCCAUAAAAUCGUUACUAAACUUGAAAAGGAGCCAAAAUUCACUUGCAUUUUGCCUAUCAUACACGCUUAUGAAAAGUAAUUAAUACGGGCAUGAGCUUUUUGCUAUCAAACGUAUGAGUUCUAGAACACUGAGCUGCUGGUUUGCAGUUUUUUAGAAAGCUGAUUUUAAGCUCUUUUUUUUCUUUUUAUAACGGAUUAAAACAUUAAUUUUAAGUUUUAUUGAAAUUCUAAAGAAAUGUGUUAAUAGAGAAACAGCUGCAAUAGCAACUGAAUAUCCAGAUGUAUUUAGUUGAUCUCUAGAAAAUUCUACUUUUUUUUUUUUUUUAAUCAAAAAAUGAAAUAUGUUCUAAUGUCACUAAUUAAUAUCGGCAGAAAAGCUCGAAUUUUGCAAACGCCUAAUCUUCAGUCAGAAAAUUCCGUUACCCUAUACAAAUGUAACCGAAACUGCAAAAUCAAGUUGAGUGAUCCAGUGCUUAAAUGAAUUGGUAACUCUAAUCAGUACGAUGCUUGAGUGAAUUUCAAGUCGAAUGAAAAUUCUCAACUGUAUAUCAACAGAAGUAAUCUCAUCUUGCAGAUUAUUUAACGUUUUUAAGUGUUAUUAUGCGUUUUAACAAGACUGCAUAAACAUUCUGUAAAUGCGCAUUAUGAGGAUUUUUUAAAAAAGACCAUUCGUAAAGUUAAGUAAAAAAAAUUCAAUGUGAAAACUUAUUUUGUAGAACACUGGUAACUAAAGCGCUAAAAAACCUAACAACUGAAUUUUAAAAUUAAUUCAUAGCUCUUUUUACAUAAAAAAUAUGAUCGUUAUUUCUACGCAAACAUUCAGAAUGUUAUGACCUGGCUCAUAAAAUUCCAGUAACAUGAUAUUAGACGUAAUAAUAGUGACUUUGAAAUAGGAAGCUAUACUAAAGAUAAGAUUUUUUUUCUUGUUACUUUCAUGUUGUCAUUUAGCUUAAUAGCAGGCAUUCAGAUCCUUUUUGAGAAGAUCCGUUUGGAUAUAUCUUUGUGGUUGCAAUUUUAAAUCAUAAUUCAGUAACUCCAAUGAGUAUAUUGCCAAUGAAUAAGCAUGACAUCAUUCGAAACCGAAAUGAUGGUUGAUUGGUUAACUAAUUCUGGCAAAGCAGCUGAAGGAUAGCUUCUUUAGUAGAAAUAGCUUCAUAGAGGACUUCCUGAAAGAAACUGACUCGUUAUAUUAUACAUUGAGAAAAGCAUGAAAUUACAUUAUACAUUGAAAAACACAUAAAAACUCUAUUCAUUCAACUCUUCUGUUAGAAACAGAACCUGGCACGAACUACCACUAUUCAGUAGUUCUAUCCGUUCAUCUCCUGAUAAACCAAAGCUAAAAUACAAUUAUACAACAAAGAACCAUGCUUGAUGUUUCUAUCCGGCUGGAUGAUUCGAAAUUCUUAAUUGGUCGUAGCAAAGAAAAAAAAAAAAAAAAAAAGUGUAUCAAUGUCAUCAGCAUAUUUAAUUAAUUUAGGUUGUUUUAAAGUAAAUUUAAAUGAGAUUCGCGAACUAUUGUUUGUAUUUUAUUCUUGUAUAGCAUAUACUGAUUGAUUGUAACUUAAGUUUUAUAUUUCACUUAGAGCGGAAUAAGACUUGUAUGGAAAUUCUUUCUGAAUCCAUAUGUGUGUCAUAUAUUCAUUUGGGAAAAUGCUACCUACAUUUACUUUAAUUGAUACUGCUACGUCAGGUGAUUCAUCACUUAUUCAUAACCUUCCUUUUGAUUUGUUUCAAUUGAUGCAAUUUCCCUUUUCCUAGAAAACUGUUUAUACAUUUAUACUCUCAGAUACACUUUUUCGUAUCGUUUAUAGAAAGGUCCCUAUAGGGCCUUUUAGCUAUAAAAUUUCAGGUUGAAAAUUUUUAGACUAAGUGAUUUAAAAUAAUCUAUUUUUAUAAUAAUAAGCUUUAUCAUUAAUAAGGAAAUAAUAAUCUUCGAAAGAUAGAUCAAGGGAAUGAAUAAUUUAUCUCUUCGAAACAAAAUUAUGGAUAUAUCUCACUAUGCUUUAAUAUCAAUUGUGAGAAAACUGAUAAGAUUCUAACUUCAAUAAAAACAUAUAUAAACAUUUUUACACAUUUCAUCUUUCACGUUUCAUGUUCAUCAUAUUACCGUGAAGAUUUAAAAGUAUCCAGAUAACUAUAAUACAUGAAAUAAAACCGUCUAGAAUUUAUGUUGCUUGUAAGUAGAAGUUACGAGUAUGAAAUUCUUAAUUCAUGAUUGCUUGGGGAAAAAUACUCUUAUUUUAAACAAAAGUGCUUUUUUAAAUAUAAGAGAUCUUUUGUGCAUUUCGAGAACUUUAGUGUGCCAAAGUGUAUAUUUUCUCAAAGAGAACCUUCCGAAUUUAAAGAAAUAUUUGUAUGUAAAUGAAAGUUUGUGCCAAUUUCUUUUGAGAUGGAUGUAAUCAUUGUAUAAAUAUUUGUAAAUAAAACUCAGAAAUACUUGG
Messenger RNA from Stegodyphus dumicola, 6280 nucleotides. RefSeq lists its product as uncharacterized. Gene Ontology annotation, cellular component: plasma membrane. NCBI's taxonomy places the organism in Eukaryota, Metazoa, Arthropoda, Arachnida, Araneae, Eresidae. Gene Ontology annotation, biological process: hormone-mediated signaling pathway; adenylate cyclase-activating G protein-coupled receptor signaling pathway; activation of adenylate cyclase activity. Gene Ontology annotation, molecular function: G protein-coupled peptide receptor activity; protein binding. The record is from RefSeq and is a predicted model, not a curated record.